Messenger RNA from Rangifer tarandus platyrhynchus (Svalbard reindeer), 342 nucleotides. NCBI's taxonomy places the organism in Eukaryota, Metazoa, Chordata, Mammalia, Artiodactyla, Cervidae. The record is from the annotation of a GenBank genome assembly.
AUGCCUAUGAGCAAACUGGAAACCAUAUAUAACUACUGGACAUGGGAGCUGAGGCGUCAUGUGCAGAAAUUACAGGACCAGCUGAUCAACCAGAUUCAGAAUGGAAAAAUCCAGACAUUUGAAACAUAUACCUUGGAGGCUCCAGUUACACAGAUAUAUAAAGCCAUCAAGCAAAAACUUGAAAAAUAUUUUAAUGAAGACCCGGAUAGUGAAGUACUGGUUCAGUGGAAAGGAAAUUUCGAAAAUAAACUAAUAACCCUUAGAGAGGCACUAAUUUUAGAUGGCCAAAGAAAAGUCAAAGAACUUUUUAGUUUCAAAAAAAAAUCAAGAAAAACUGGAUAA